This is a messenger RNA of Pelmatolapia mariae (spotted tilapia), 933 nucleotides long. RefSeq names its product ribosomal biogenesis protein LAS1L-like. The coding region runs from base 1 to 933 and encodes 310 amino acids. Gene Ontology annotation, biological process: maturation of LSU-rRNA; maturation of 5.8S rRNA. Gene Ontology annotation, cellular component: Las1 complex; preribosome, large subunit precursor. The record is from RefSeq and is a predicted model, not a curated record. Gene Ontology annotation, molecular function: endonuclease activity. The transcript has a single exon. NCBI's taxonomy places the organism in Eukaryota, Metazoa, Chordata, Actinopteri, Cichliformes, Cichlidae.
AUGGCUGCCAGACUGAACAACGCAGAGUGGGAUCAGGUUCGCCACAACCUGUUCUCCAGGGACUCCUCUCUGCAAAAGUUAGCCUUACAGAGGAUAUCGGCUUGGAGGGACAGGUGUCCUAAGAUAUCUUCUGUGGAUAUUGAUUGCAUGGCGGAUCUGGUUCGCUGCCAGGUGCGUGACCGGUCCGGACUGCUAAACGAGGAAGAGAUGGCCUUUGUGAGGUUUGUUAGCCUCAUCACAGAGGGCAAAAAGAAGAGGAAGUCCCGGACAAUGAAGACCGGGGCUAAAAAGCUAAAGAUCCCAGAGUGGCUGGUAGAUGUGAGGCACAGGGCCACUCACUGGAAGACUCCUCCAUCCCUGAAGUCGCUGCGACAGGGAUGUGAGGCGGCCCUGGAGUGGCUCAAAGAAGAGUACUGGGCCAAGUAUAAGGAGACUGGCCUCAAGCGGCAGGAAGGUGGCAUAUUAAAUAGAAUCAAAAAGUUUGCCAUGAAGUCCAGUAAUCUGUUUAUUGAUGUGCUGCUGGAGGAUGGAUUUCUGGUUCCUACAGUUGAACAGCUGGAAGAAUUGUGUUGUGACACAUCAUCCAGCGCCAGUCUCACAGAGCCCAGACUGCCAAAAAGGUUUCUGCGCUUUUGGCUGCCCCUGCUCAAGACGGUCAGCUCACCAUCAUUUAUUCAAGUCUUCCUCGAGAAGCUCUUCAUGAAGCAGAAGCUGCUCACCAAAGAGCCCAAUGGUCACAGGGCUUUUUACAUCGCGGCCUGGAUUUCAGAGGUCCUCCUGUGCAAUAGGAAGAAAGGUGUCAGGAGGAAGGACCGGAUCUUUAGCUGGAUCCGGUUCCUAAAGUGGAUGGACUUAAUAUCUCUGUGCCUGGAUGCCCCCUCCAUCAGCAUGCCUCACCUGCUCCAGUUAAUCCUGGAUGACAUGGAGCACUGA